UAUUGGCUUUGCAAGAAAACGAAUAAGCACAUCAAGUUCAGUAGGUUGCGAUUGUUUGUUGAUGGUGGGUUGUGAUUAAAUUUUAUUAAUGCGUCGACUUGAAAGCAUGUAUGAUGGCUAAGCUGGAAUUGAUAACAAUUAUCAUCGGAAUAUUAUGUGCAAGAUUAUCUCUUACAAGUACUGAAAAAGAAUUUGCAGACUGGACGGAAAUAAAAACACAAGACGAUGCAGUGCUCUUUCGCACUAUAGCGGAUAUUUCCGCGCUUUUGAAACUUGAUGUAGAUGAAUUAAGUAUAGCUGAUACUGGUUUAAAGGGAUUAGAUACUUUGAAGUAUCUAAAUUUAACCGGUGAUGAACUAACUGAGUUGAGAUUAAAUAACGGAAACUUAGAAAAUUUAGAUGCAAGUCACAAUUUUUUAAAGAAAUUAACACGCACCCAAUUGGAAAAUCUGACGAAUUUAACAUAUGCAAAUUUCUCAUUUAAUCAAAUCAGAGAAAUAGAGGAAAAUGCAUUUAAACCUUUAAAGAAGUUGCAAUAUCUUAAUCUGAAUAAUAAUGAAUUGAAGAGAGAUGUGAUUGGCACUUGCGAUAAGCUGAAGUAUCUAUCAAUGAGCGAUAAUCUAAUUAAAAUUCUUUCGUCGAGUAACUAUCGCGGCAUGACGGCAAUGGAGCACCUCGUAAUAACCGAAAACCCACUGCGUGAAAUUGAAAAUCGUGCUUUCGCUUAUAUGCCACGCUUACGCAUCCUGAAUAUAUCAGAAAAUAGUUUAGAACAAAUUUCGCCUAUGGUUUUCUUUGGCAUGAAACGUGUACCACUACAACAGCUUGACUUAAGCUUCAAUAAUCUGUUGAGUCUAACAUCCAACCAAUUUGAGCACAUACCAAAAUUGCAAAUCUUGAAUAUAUCCGACAAUCGCUUAAAGUCUUUGGAAACGACAACCUUCGCAGGACUAACAUCACUGCGUAAACUUUUUCUUCACAACAAUGACAUCAAAGAUAUCAAAGCGAAUACUUUCGCUAAUUUAGUUUCACUUAAUACCUUGGACCUAUCCAGUAAUAAUAUCGAAAGUAUUGAGGCGAAUGCCUUUGGAGCUGUUAUGUUGCCAAGACUGCGUGAGCUGCAACUAAAGGCGAAUAAUUUAAAACAGUUAGAUCCGUUGACAUUUUCAUCCUUACCACAUCUGGAAUAUUUGUCUUUAGCUUACAAUGAACUUACUACCUUGGAUGUGCGCAUGUUCGCACCCAUGCGUCGUAUACAGAAAUUGCAUUUGGGACAUAACCAACUGGAAGAAAUUAAUGCAUCGGUUUUGGAAAGCUGGUCAAAUUUAUCGGAAAUGCUUAUAGAUAACAAUAAAUUAACAUUUCUUCCAGAAAUAAAUGGCAUCUUUCCGAAUUUACGUAAGGUCUCAAUUGAAGGUAAUCCCUGGCAGUGUCCAUGCUAUGAUGAGUUGAUUAAAAUAUUAAAUAAAAAUAAUAUCGAAUAUGUGCGCAUGACAAGUCCAUUUUACAAAGGCGAGAAACCGUUUUGCUUUGUUACUCCUGUAGAGUACUGCGUGCAGGAUAUCAAAGCUGUGCGAGCUCAUGGCAUACCAGAAGGGUUUGAGGUGGCCUCUGAUGACUCCAGUAAUGUAAAUGACGACUAAGUAAUGAAAUUUGUAAAUUUUAUAUUAAAAAUAAAGACUGAUUUUUAGGGAGUGAGAGUACACGUUUGGAUAAAAU
Molecule: messenger RNA, 1719 nt
Organism: Teleopsis dalmanni
Lineage: Eukaryota; Metazoa; Arthropoda; Insecta; Diptera; Diopsidae
Product: insulin-like growth factor-binding protein complex acid labile subunit
Exons: 3
Coding region: 111-1643 (510 amino acids)
Cellular component (GO): plasma membrane
Molecular function (GO): protein binding
Source: RefSeq, a predicted model, not a curated record